AUGAAUAAUGUCGACAUAGGGCGAUGUGGCAAGCGUAUCGUCCAAUAUUUAUGGGACCCCGAACCUAGGAACGACGAGGAUCCAGAUGCCGUGAUCUGGUGCCUAGGGACAGCGUACUCUCCUGGCCAGGAAAACGCCUCGCCACAGCCGAAGUCCAGUCUGGACAGAUCAAAUCAGUCCAAGUCAUCCAAUCAAGAUACAGCCCAUGGCUGGCCCGAGGGGUUCCUACAGGACUUUGAGUCGAGGAUUUGGAUGACAUAUCGAUCGAACUUCACCCCCAUACCUAAAGUCGACAGUCCCGAUGCUAAACCCGGAAUGACACUGUCCGUACGACUAAGAAGCCAGCUGAUGGAACCGGAGGGGUUUACUUGCGACACUGGAUGGGGCUGCAUGAUCAGAUCUGGUCAGAGCCUCCUGGCCAAUACUCUAUUGAUCUUGCUUCUGGGCCGCGACUGGCGCCGAGGAAAAGGAACCGAUGAAGAAGUUCAAUUGUUGAGGCUAUUUGCCGAUCAUCCAGAUGCCCCAUUGUCGAUACACAGAUUUGUCGAACACGGGGCUCAAUCUUGCGGCAAAUACCCCGGGCAAUGGUUUGGGCCUUCGGCAACCGCCAAAUGCAUCGAGUAUGCUUUCUCCCGGCCCCAACAGCAAUUGAAUGGGAGGGCUAAGAAGCAAAACAGGUUCCUAUCCGAUCGAUGCGAAGAUCUGAAGCUUAAGGUCUAUGUCAGCAACGAAAGCUCCGAUAUUCAUGAAGAUAGCCUCUUGAAAGUAGCCCGAGCUAAUUCGGGUACUUUCCAACCGACGCUGAUACUCGUAGGAACGAGGCUCGGAAUAGACCACAUCACGCCAGUUUAUUGGGAAGCCCUUAAGGCUUCAUUGCAACUACCCCAAUCAGUAGGGAUCGCAGGCGGACGCCCAGCAGCAUCCCAUUAUUUCGUUGGCGUCCAAGGUUCAAACUUCUUCUACCUUGAUCCCCACAGCACCCGCCCUGCUGUUCCUCACCACGAGAUUCAAGUGCCCUACUCGAGUGAGGAAACCGAGACAUAUCAUAGCCGUAGACUGCGGCGGAUUCACAUCACGGACAUGGACCCAAGUAUGCUCAUAGGCUUCCUGGUCCAGAAUGAGGAGGAUUGGCAAGACCUGAAGGGUCGCGUCGUGUCAGUGCAAGGAAAGCCGAUCGUCCGUGUUCUCGAGGGAACGAAACCCGAUAUUUAUCAGGGAAGACAAGAAGCGCUCGAUGAAGUGGAAUCGCUCGAUGAAGCUGAAUAG
Aspergillus melleus is the source of this 1266-nucleotide messenger RNA. It is a transcript of the gene ATG4, whose product is annotated as cysteine protease ATG4. The transcript has 4 exons. Lineage: Eukaryota; Fungi; Ascomycota; Eurotiomycetes; Eurotiales; Aspergillaceae. Bases 1 to 1266 code for a protein of 421 amino acids. Gene Ontology annotation, molecular function: protein-phosphatidylethanolamide deconjugating activity. The record is from RefSeq and is a predicted model, not a curated record.